Molecule: messenger RNA, 1651 nt
Organism: Chara braunii
Lineage: Eukaryota; Viridiplantae; Streptophyta; Charophyceae; Charales; Characeae
Source: the annotation of a GenBank genome assembly
GCUAGGGAACUCUUAGGGAAGUCUGAAUUCGCUGACAUUGUUCGUCCUCAUUUUCUUCGUUUUUUUUAAUCCGUUGACCUGCCAGAUGAGGCAGUUGUUACAGUAUGCGGACACAUAUUCUGUAGGCAAUGCGUGUUUGAGCAGAUGAACAAUGAAGAGGCUUCUGGCACUUCUUCACCGUAUGCAUGCCCAACAUGUUCGACACCAUUGACACGGAAGGAUGUACAUACGUCUGCUGCACUGCGCGACUGCUGCAGUCCACCUGGCGAAACCGAGCAGCCAGAGUCAGGUGAUGGUGCAGACGGCGUUGGGAGCGACAAUAAGGGAACUAGUUCUUGGGCCAUGUCGUCCAAGAUCAAUGCUGUCAUGGACACGCUGAUGAAGUUGCCGAAGCUGGCAGCAGAGCCCAAUCAUUCCAGCAGCAGUUCGUUGGACGGAAAGGCAAUCGUCCAUGCGAGUAGCGAGGACAAUGACGACAGCCAAGAGUUGGCUACAAACAGCAUCACCGGGCUGGGUGAAGAAGGGAAGAAGAGCAUUGUGUUGCAUAAUGUGAAAAGUACGGAGGCACGAGAGAAAGCACUUGUUUUCUCUCAGUGGACGAGCAUGCUAGACUUGUUGGAGGUGCAUCUGAAGGAACGUGGGUUGAACUUUCGGAGACUGGAUGGAACGAUGUCAGUGGCAGCGAGGGACCGUGCUGUUAUGGAAUUUAAGACACAGCCAGAGGUGACAGUGAUGCUUAUGUCGUUGAAGGCGGCAUCACUCGGGCUGAAUUUGGUUGCCGCAUGCCAUGUGUUGCUGACGGACAUUUGGUGGAAUCCUACAACAGAGGAUCAGGCAAUUGACAGAUCACAUCGCAUUGGUCAACUUCGGCCGGUUAACGUGUCGCGGUUCACAGUCAAGAACACCAUUGAAGACCGGAUACUUGCUUUACAGGAAAAGAAACGGCAGAUGGUUGCUUCAGCCUUUGGGGAGACAUGCCAGUCAGCUGAGAGGAGCCGCUUAACGCUUGAGGAUCUUCAUUUUCUUUUCCGCACACGAUUUCAUGGUGGCGCCUAGCUUUUCGCCAAUUUCUAGGCUUGCUUCUCAAAGGGCGAAUCGCAGAAGUUUGAAUCUUAAACCACCAGCACACCCGGGCCUGGAGGCGCUGCACUGCGCACCAAGCCUUUCCGAACCGCCAAUGACGCACUUUUUUCUUUUUUCGGCUGGCGCUGCCAGCGAUUGUGGUUCGAUAGCCCCGAGCCCCAAAACGUUUGGAGUUGGCGACUCGCAACUUCUGCGAGGCUGCGGCUGUGUACUGGUGUUUAAAACCGAUGGAUGAUGGGCGCCUUCCGAAGGCCGAAGGCCAAUUUCACUGACUAGUGCUCGGCUUUCCUUCUCACGUAAGAAGCACACGCCAACGCCCGGGGUGGUUGUGGUGCGGUCUCAAGAGUGCCGUGUGUGUGAGAAAUCAAGCAACGGCCCAGGCCACUGGACGAGACAUUUGGUGAUGUACUGUCACAGGAAGCGUCUGGGGCUUACUUCAAGAUUGGAAAAUCAAGUUAUCUGCACCGGUCUUCUGAGGUGCAACAUCAACGGAUAUAGAAUUUUGACUUUGACUUCCCCCCUUUGUAGAGCGGGAGUCGGCGCCACCGGACCAAUUUCACUGACUAGU